ACUUUUUAAACAUUUUUUUAAACUUUUUAAACUUUCUAAACUUUUCAAACUUUUGGGUAAGGCUUUCUCAAGCCAACUUAAAGUUUGUCUUGACUUAGUCUAGUUAUAAAUGUCAUGCCACAGGCUUUCUUUUCUAAAGUCUCUCUCAUUUCAGUGUCUCUGGAUGUCACAGUAGAGGGUUUCAUCGGUGGUUCUGUUGUCCUGCCGUGUUCUUCAACUGAACACAAUCUUAAACUUCAAGAGGUUGAUGUGAGCUGGAGACACAAUGGCAGCAAAAAUGUGUGUGAUUUAAUUCCACGCAGUAAUUUAAUGAGACAUUACAGGACACACGAUACAAAGAACAGAACCAAAACUUUCCCUGAAGGGUAUGUGAGAGGAAAUUUCUCCAUCAAACUCUCUGGUCUCAAUCACGCUGAUGCAGGAGAAUACAUCUGUCUCAUCACACCCUCAGAUGAACAGGAGACUGUAGAGCUGAUCAUCAAUGACUUUUUUGUUGUAGAACCAACAACAGAAAAAGGAAACCAAACCACUGAUCAAGAAAUCCAAGAAGAAAUCAGACCAGACAGUGUCAAGAAAUCAUACCACAAGAAAUCAUGGCUUUUGAUCCUGGUUGUCACUCUUAUUAAUCUGCCUACACCACGGGCAACUAAUGUUGGUCCUGGAGAGCCACAGUCCUGA
Messenger RNA from Cyprinus carpio (common carp), 678 nucleotides. Its product is annotated as CXADR-like membrane protein. Bases 115 to 678 code for a protein of 187 amino acids. The transcript has 3 exons. Lineage: Eukaryota; Metazoa; Chordata; Actinopteri; Cypriniformes; Cyprinidae. The record is from RefSeq and is a predicted model, not a curated record.